Messenger RNA from Vicia faba (fava bean), 1107 nucleotides. The record is from the annotation of a GenBank genome assembly. Lineage: Eukaryota; Viridiplantae; Streptophyta; Magnoliopsida; Fabales; Fabaceae.
AUGAAACAACAACAGCAUAGUAUGAAUAUCCUAUGUAAAACCACAGUACACGAAAGUGUUACUAAGAAAUACAUAAAACCAAAGAGAAACAUGAAUGCAAGAAAAAACAACCACAACAACAAAAAUUCUAUUCAAACCGAAUUACCGAAAGUGAUUCGUGUUAUAACUACUGAUCCAGAUGCUACUGAUACUGAUUCAUCCGGUGAUGAAUCAGUAUCAGUAUCACAGUUUUCAGUCCCUCGCCGGAGAAUCAGAAUCAAACAGUAUGUCAACAUAAUCGAAAUCAAAACCGUUGCUUCGACGGUUUCCCGAAACAAGAAAAGGUCAGCCAGAGAAAUGAAAUCUUCCCGGAGACCGGCGAAGGUACAAGCAAUCACUGGAGACGAGAGAAAAUACCGCGGUGUACGGAUGAGGCCGUGGGGAAAAUGGGCUGCCGAGAUUCGAGAUCCUGCGAGCCGUGUUCGGUUGUGGCUCGGGACUUUCACCACCGCAGAAGAAGCUGCUAAGGUUUACGAUGCUGCAGCUAUUAAGUUUCGUGGUAAAGACGCUGUCACCAACUUUUCCACUAUUGAGAAUGUGGAAGAAGAUGAAGAUGUGAAGAGAACGACGACAAUGAAGGUUGACGAAAUCAAAACGGAAAUCUCCGUUUCCGGCGAGGAUUCCGGCGAUGAGUUUGUUAAUCUAUAUUCUCCAACUUCUGUUCUCCGGUUCAGACCGGAUGAGAUUCAUGAAUCAAAUAAACCGGUUGAACCAGUUAAUGAAGAUGAACCAGUUGAACCGGUUGAACCCACUGAACCGGUUGGUGAAUGUGAAACGAGUUUUUUCGAAGAAACUAAUGAGAUUUUCCGACAGGAAAUGGGGGACGUGUUUAAUUUUCCAACAACCUCUGAUUACUAUUACUCAAACAUAUUUGAUUAUGCUCCUAUGCAAUUUGUUCAUGAAACGACACCGGUUCUGUUUAACGAGUGUCGUUUCAGUGAUCACGUGGGAGUUGAGAAAACGCACUCACUAUCACCAACACUAUCACCAUCAGCAUCAGCUUUAUGUGAAGGUGAUGAUUUUCUUGAUGACAUCUUGUUUGGUUUAGAGCCUCUCACUGCGCUUUGA